AUGACCGGUGGGAGUAGACAAGAAAGUACCAAGUGUUGGGAUCAGCAUUACAACUUUGGGGGCACUAUGAAACCCAAGCUGCUGUGGCGUAGGUUUCAGAUAGUUCUUAUUGUUCUCUCCAUCUCCUUUCAAAGAAACACAGAUGCAGCAAUUUCUCAUAUUGAGCCUCAUAUUGGUAGCACAAAUGGAGCAACUAGGUUGACCAUCAGAGGCACAGGAUUUGCGGGAGAAAAUCAGUUUAAUUACGGAUCUGGAAACGAAAAGUUAGGAAACAGUGUGAGCCUGGUGUCUGACGUGAGAUCCAUCCCCUGUGAUGUGGAGAAGGACUCCAGCGAUGAAACACAAAUCAUUUGCAUCACCAGACCUCUACCAGAUGACAGAUAUUAUGUUGCUGUGAGUGUAGAUGGAGUUCCAAUCACUGACAGUGGCUACAGAUGGUCCUUUAGGUCCAGAUUGGACAAAACACCUACCAUCGAUGGAAUUUUUCCGAUAUCUGGAUUACCAGGUACACUCAUUACUAUGCACGGACAAGUAUUCACUGAUGUCUUUGGCAGUCAUUCAGUACAGAGUUCUAAGAAAACUAGGCUUCUGAGAGUCUAUUUUGGAGGAAUGCCUUGUGAACUCCUUCAUCCUGAUUCCGAUACUUUGUAUGGCUUGGAGCUUGAAAGUGAGCAUAGUUCGAUGGGUACAAUAACUUGCAAAAUAACUGGGACAUAUGUUGGUGAUCACAAUGUGAGCUUCAUUGUGGAGCGCUAUGGAAGAUCUUUGCCUGAAACCUACACCCACUUUGUUUCUUCCCUGAAUAAAAUCAGUAUGUUCCAAACAUUUGCAGAGAUCAGAGGGAUCUACCCAUCUGCAGGGAGUGUGGAAGGAGGAACCCGACUGACAGUAACCGGCCAAUUCUUUGAUGAAACAGAUUCCUCAGCUAGAGUUAUGAUAAAAGGGCAAAACUGUGAUAUUAUAAGUCUCAGCAACAAUCAAAUAAUCUGCAAAACACCUAAAGAAGAUAAUACUGAGAGAACAAUCUUUCCAGGUGGAAGGGGUUUGAAAUUGGAAAUUUGGACGAAUAGUAACCCAGAAUCGCUAAGUGAGAUACUAAACUACAAUAACAGUACUCCAGGAUAUUCUGUGAAUUGGGUUGAUACCCUUUCGUAUGAGCGGUCAAAGGACUCUGAUCCAUUUGUUGCCCGAUUCAGUGGCUUUUUUGUGCCCCCAGUGACUGACAAUUACCGUUUUUACAUCAAGGGUCGAGGUAGUUAUGCACUGCAUUUCAGCUCCACUGGACACCCUCAAGACAAGGUUCAAAUUAACUUUGGAAAAUGGAUUAUCUACGCUUCUAAAUCUUACCACCUAUUUCGCUGGCCAAAAGCAAGUGUUGUUCAUCUUCAGAAAGGGAAAGAGUACUACAUUGAAGUACUGGUGAAGGAACGUGCUGAUUUUCACUCUGUCACCAUCAGUGCAUACAGAGAGAGCAGUACUUACCUGGAGCAGCAGACAUCUGAUGCAGUUAGUGAACAGCAAUUAAUUGAUACAACAUCUACUGUUAAGCUUGAAAAACAGGUUCUGACCUUGAAGAACUGGAAAAUAGGAUAUGCAGUCCAUGAGAUUCAAAAUGUCACAGUAAACAGUCCCUGCCAGGAGUCAAACACCUGCUUUGAUCACUGGUACAGACUCUCUUACAACAAGGCAAAAACAGGUCUUCUUCCUGCAGAUGCUUCAGCCUAUCAGGUUCAAACUGCAUUAAAUAAUCUCUUGCCAAUUAAACCAGACCACAUCGAAGUGACAGAAAGACCGAACAGCAAAGGAUUUAGCUACUCCGUGAUCUUUGUCUCCAAUAGAGGGGAUUUUGAGCUCCUCGAGUACGAGGUUUUGGGAGGAACCAAUGUUACGAUUGAAGUGGUGGAACAGAUAAAGGGAGAGCCGAGCCUCGAGACCUUCACACUGAUCUUGGACGGAAUCAGCUCCAGACCCCUCUCAGCAAAUGCAACUGCUACUGAGGUCAAAGCUGCUAUUGAAGAAUUAGUAGGUGUGAAAUGUCCAGAACGGAUGAUUCAGUACACAGAAGGAUAUGCAGUAAAAUAUUUCCAGGAUUUUGAAAGUGGGUCAUCUACACUUUGUUUUGCAUACAAAGGCUUUUUGCUGAAUCAACUUCGUCUUCAUUUGAGUUAUCAACAACAAACUUUGCAGUAUAACACCCAAAUCACCUUCAGCUACCCUUUUUCUCAAGGGGAAAAGUGGUCUCACACUUGCAUCAAUCUGCUUGAUCUUGUGGAAUCCAAAUAUCCUACUGGAAGCAAUUUUCUACUGCACAGAAUUGCACUGGACAAGGCAACAUGGCACCAGGAUUUCUUUGUGGACGUAGUGUACCUUGGACAGCAAGCUACAACUCAAAGCCAACUUGAUAUAGAAAUGAGGAAUCCCCCAGCAUUAUUAGACAAAGGACUUAUUUUCAAAGACUUCAAGGUUACUCAGAGAAGAAAUAAAAAUGCAGAUGUGAAUAAUGAGUAUGAAGUAACAAUGAUUCCCAUCAACUGUGGUCAUAGUAUUCCAUUACUGCAAGUCGGUUUUGCGCAGGUUUUGGCUAACAAUACAGAGGAUGAAGCGGCAUACAAAGGAACCACAUGGCCUGAAGGAGCUGUGCUCAUAGUCCGCAGGAUUGACGCAGCCUCUAGGCCAGUUGGAGGCACAUUCGAUAUUGAAAUCUUUGGAAAAUCGCUGAGAGAUCUGCCAGUCAAUUCCACAGCUUUGGAAAUGCAAUACGCUUUACAGACCAUUGCUGAAAUAGGAACUGUGUCAGUGUCCAGAAAUGGGGGCUGUACUGGGUACCGCUGGUGGGUGAAAUGGCUGACCAAAAGUGGCAAGCAGCCUACAUUGCAGGUUAAUAAUUCAAAGGUGACUGGAACAAAUGCUAAGAUAAUAGUCCAAGUGACAAAGGAAGGAGGUUUGUUCAAUCAGCGCCUUACAGGAGACAUGCUUCGUACACCAAACACCAAGCCCCAGGUGGAAGUUUUCAUUAACGGCAUCCCCAGUAAAUGCUCUGAUAACUGUGGGUAUACAUGGAGUUCUGGAAAAACCCCAGUCAUUUCACACAUUAGUCCGACAGUGGAUUCAUGUGCCAAUGGAACCAUGUUGUCUAUAUCAGGCUCAAACUUUGCUAAUUGUUCUGCGACUGAUGACACCUGGGUUUCUGUUGGAGAUGCCAGAUGUCAAAUCACUGGCUUAACUGACAAUGAAAUUACCUGUAGGAUUGGAAAUGCCAGUCUAAUCUCAUCCCCUGUGACUGUUUACAUCGCCGAGCUUGGUAUCGCAAAACACGCUGGAAACCAAACAUUUGUUUUCACUUAUCAGGCAGAAGUUAAAAGCAUAUCUCCAUCCUCAGGCAGCAGUGCAGGAGGAACCAUUCUGACAGUAUCUGGUUGCAGUUUUACCCAAAAUUCCACAGUUUGGAUUGGAGAGGAAUUAUGUGGUCAUCUCAUGGCAAGUCACAAUGAGAUAAAGUGCAGAACUCCAUCGGCACCUGCUGGAGUGUACAAUAUCUGUGUGAUUAACAAUGGAAUAUCCAGCUCGUCCACCUUUCCAUUUACAUACACCGAUUCUAAGACUCCAGUAAUCACGCAAAUAACACCGGUAACAUCAAAUGUAUCAGGCGGCUCCAACCUGACAUGCUUUGGGUCAGAUUUUGGCAACAGGUCGGAGGACAGCUCUGUCCUUGUUGGGAAGGUGAAGUGUCCGAUUUUGGAAUGGACAUCCAGCUUAAUUACCUGCCGCCUACCCAAACAGUCUCCUGGUCUUUAUUAUGUUCAAGUAGGAGUCACUGGAGCCUUCGCGAAUGUUAGUAGCUCUAUAAAUGCCUCAGUUGAGUACCGGCUGUGUGUGACAAGUGUUACUCCUCAGCAUGGUUCACUGUACGGGGGGACGAAGGUCACCGUAUCUGGAAUUGGUUUUAGUCCUGUUCUGGAGGAAAACCUUAUCCUGUUUGGUUCUGUGCCAUGCAACAUAACGUCUACAUCAGUGAGCAAGUUGGAGUGUGUUGUGCUGCCAACCAGAAGAAGACACCUUAUUACCAGCAAUGGCACUGAUCCAUACCAUGGACAGGGAUACAGCUGGAAUCCUUCCUCCCUGGACAUCUUUGUAGGAGACAUGGUGCAAUGGCAGUGGGAGGCACCAGGACUCGUCAAAGGACUGCGAUACAGAGUCUACCGUGUUGCCAGGCCCAGUGAUGUGAACUAUGAUGGGGAUGGUUUUAUCAGUGGAACCAGCAGCAGUGUAUCAGGAUCCUUCUCCUACCAUUUCACCUCCCCUGGAUCCUUUUACUACAGCAGUGGUUUUGUGAAUCCUGCACAGUCCAUCUACCUGCAGGGCGUGGUGAAUGUGAGACCAGCUCAGGAGAGAGUCACCAAGUUGUACCUUUAUGUAGCAGGAAUUGAGGCAGAGUAUGAAACAGGGCAAAUGGAAGAGCUACUCUCCCCAAAUCCACUUGAUGACAACUCCACUGGCUCAAACAUGGAGUUCAACCAAACAUCUGUUGGAGCUACAGAUGUGGAUGGCUUUCCAUUUGUCUUUUCCUCUCACUGGUCCCCAACCAUCAACAGCAUCAAACCAACUAAGGGAACAUUUUAUGACAUACUAACCAUUACCGGCACUGGAUUCUGUGACGCCAGCUGUUCUAAUGAGGUGACGGUUGGAGACCAUCCUUGCGUGGUUGAAAAUAGCACCAACAGUGAGAUCACGUGCCAGCUGGAUCCUGAAGGAGUGAUGGAAGUUGGCAUUGCAGCAUUAGUAUCUGUGACAGUCCAGAACCUUGGCACUGCGAUCAAUACUUUAACCAAUGAAUUUGAUCGGCGCUUUGUGCUCCUUCCCAUCAUUGACAGCAUUAGCCCCGAAAUUGGAUCCACAACAGGAAUGACCAGAGUCAACAUCACUGGAUCAGGAUUUGCAGGCAAUAUCAUGCAUGUUGAGGUCCUUUUGGCUGGUGUACCUUGUUCAGUUGUUACUGUGAACUACACACAAAUCAUCUGUGAAUCUUCACCUUCAGUUCCUUUCAGUGGGAUCGUUAAACUUUCUGUUCAUGGUAUUUUGGCUGAAUGUAAUGGCUCUUGCAACUAUGUGUACACUGAUAGUGUCACACCACUUCUGCUAGAUAUCUAUCCAAGGGUCCUGAACACAAACAAUACAAAACUUACCAUAAGAGGAAAUGGAUUUGGGGACAAUGCUGAUAUGGUUUAUGUCUUUAUAGGUAACACUCAAUUUAUGCCCCAGGCUGUUUCAGAUACUAAUAUAACUUGUACAGUACGUCCUUUGCCUGCUGGCAAUUACUCAGUUAAAGUUCUAAUAAUGGAUAAGGGUUUAUCUUCAGAAGGUGGCAUCAUCACCAGCGCUGCGACAGCCUCCCUUACACCAACCUCUGGCGGCAUCAAUGGCGGCACCACUUUGUUCAUCGAAGGAAAUGGUUUUGUCCAGGGCUACACCACAGUGACCGUCCAUGGAUCCCUGUGUUCCAUUCUUUCAGUUACACCAAGUGAAGUCCAGUGUAUCACGCCAGCUUGUCCUCCAGGAAUAGCCAAUGUGAACAUUGUUGUUCAAACUGUAUCAUAUCCAUUCCUGACAUUUAUAUGCAACCAAACAGAAACGCCUAACAUAGUUGCAGUUACUCCAACAGGAGGUUUAAGUGGGACGAGAAUCACCAUUACUGGGUCUGGCUUUGGAUCAAUCGCUGCUAAUAUUUCAGUCACAAUAGAUGAUGUGCUGUGCUUCGUGACCUUCGCCAGUGACAGCAAUGUUGAAUGCAUUGUGGGAGAUCACCCAGGUGGUACUUUUCCAGUCAUCCUCAAGCACGCCACAAACGGUUAUACUGCAUCUGAUGUGUUCUUUCAAUAUGAGCUAAACAUAACAAGCGUCAACCCGAGAAAAGGUAGCUUUGGGGGCGGCUUAAUAUUAACUCUGAAUGGUGCUGGAUUUGACCGAGAGAAUUCCCGAGUAUCCAUUUGUGAUGAUGAAUGCAGAGUGAACUCAUCAACCUCCACCUCCAGUACUCUGCACUGCAUUUUACCACCCUCUAAAGGUCCUGAACCUCAGCAUACAUGUAAUGUUACCGUUAAGAAUGACAACCAUUUAGCCCAGUUGCCCACAGCCUUCACCUACAGUUCAGCCUUGACUCCUGUAAUUAUUGAUGUAUAUCCGAGACGAGGGGGCACUGCAGGAGGUACUACACUUACUAUCACAGGAGCCAUUUUCAGCUUAACCAUCAAUGAGACUGUUGUCACCAUCGCUGAGACUCCCUGUGAUGUCCAGUUUGUGAAUGAAACCUGUAUUAUUUGCAUCACCAACGCACACUCUCCAUCACAGCUGACCAGAGUGAAUGUGAAAAUAGGAGAAUAUGGCGUUGCCAGACAGGACAAUGCAGAUUUUUAUUACAUUGAUGUCUGGUCCUCUCCUUAUACAUGGGGAGGUUUGUCGCCACCAGAAGGUGGAUUCCUCGUCGUUAUCAGCAAAGGGCAAAUAAUUUUGCUGGAUCAAAGCACACCAGUAUUGAAAAUGCUUCUCAUUCAAGGUGGUAAACUCAUGUUUGAUGAAGCUGACAUUGAGCUCCAGGCAGAAAACAUUCUCAUCACAGAUGGCGGAGUUCUCCAGAUUGGAACUGAAAGUUCUCCAUUCAGACAUAAAGGAAUUAUUACCCUACAUGGCCACUCGCGCUCAAAGGAACUCCCUCUAUAUGGAGCCAAGACACUAGCUGUUCGAGAGGGAACUCUGGACCUCCACGGUCUCCCUAUUCCUGUAGUCUGGACCCAUUUAGCCCAAACUGCUAUUGCAGGCUCCACAACUGUAAUUUUACAAAAAUCUGUGACGUGGAAAGCAGGGGACGUGAUUGUCAUAGCAUCGACUGGACACAGACACAGCCAGAGUGAAAAUGAGAAGAAAACAAUAGCAUCUGUGUCGGCCGAUGGGAAGAGCCUCAAUCUCACUGAGCCACUGCAGUACAAUCACCUGGGGGUGUCUGUCCCACUUCCUGAUGGGACUAUGUUCGAGGGAAGAGCUGAAGUUGGCCUCUUAACCCGUAACGUAGUUGUCAGAGGGUCAAAUAAUGUGGAAUGGAAUGAUCACAUCGAAGCAUGUCCUGAUGGAUUUAACAUGGGCCAGUUUGCCGUCCAGACGUGCUUUCAGGGUCGGUUUGGUGAAGAAAUUGGAAGCGAUCAGUUUGGUGGCUGCAUCAUGUUUCACGCCCCACGACCUAGCUCUGGCCUUGCACAGGGAAGAAUUGAAUACGUUGAGAUGUAUUACGUUGGUCAAGCCUUUCGCCUGGGCCGUUACCCGAUACAUUGGCAUUUGCUGGGAAACAUGAAGUACCAGUCAUAUGUGCGUGGCUGUGGAAUACACCAGACGUUUAACAGAGCCGUCACCAUCCACAACACUCACAAGCUCCUGGUGGAGCACAACGUGAUCUAUGACAUUAUGGGAGGUGGGUUCUUCAUACAGGACGGCAUUGAACACCACAACAUCUUGCAGUACAACCUGGCUGUCUAUGUCCGCCAGAGCACCAGCCUCCUGAACGAUGAUAUCACUCCUGCUGCAUUCUGGAUCACCAACCCAAAUAACAUUAUUCGACACAACGCAGUCGCUGGGGGCACUCAUUUUGGCUUCUGGUACAGAAUGAAUGAUCAUCCCGAUGGACCUUCUCACACAACUUUUGUCUGUCAGAAGAAAGUGCCUCUUGGGGAGUUCCGUAAUAACACAGUGCACUCACAGGGCUGGUUUGGGCUCUGGAUUUUUGAAGAAUAUUUCCCAAUGAGCUGGAGACACUGUUAUUCCACCAUCCCAGAACCCGCGAGGUUUGAGUCCCUGACAACAUGGAACUGUGAGAAAGGAGCCGAGUGGGUGAAUGGAGGAGCUCUUCAGUUCCAUAACUUUGUGAUGGUGAAUAACGAAAAGGCUGGCAUUGAAAUGAAACGGGUUUUAUCCUCCUAUGUGAAGGGAUGGGGAGAGAGCAGCGGUGCAGUGAUUACGAACACAACAGUUAUAGGUCACAUGGAUGAACUGGGCCUCGACUCUGACUAUUGCACCACCAGAGGUAUCAUUUUGCCACUCGAUGACGGGCUGACAGUAUCUUCAGUAAAGUUUGUUAACUUUGAUCGGCCGAGCUGUGCUGGCAUUGGGGUGGCCUCCAUCACUGGCUUUUGCUCCAAUAAAUGUGGAGGCUGGAGUGCGAGAUUCAGCGACAUUCACUACCUCAACACCACAAACAAGGCUGCUUUCCGAUGGGAGCAUGAAGUGGUUCUGCAUGAUCUGGAUGGUUCCCUUACAGGUCACACCAAUUACAAGGUAGUCCCCAAGAGCUUCCUCUAUGAUCCUGCUCGAUGCCAUCCUUCAACAGAGUGGAGCACUGGCUACCCUGGCCUUCUUUGUGAUUCCACAAUUCGUUUUCAUCGUUUGGCUUUCAAUAAUCUUUCACCAAGUUCCCUGGUCGGAAAGAAUGUGAUUUUGGCAGGCUCUUAUGGCAUCAGCAUCAUUCCAUUCCUGUCGAAUCGUUUGACCCACAGUCCUGGCUGGAUGGCUCUUAUUCCUAACAACGGAACCCUCAAUUUUAAUUUUGAGGGCAUGGAUUACGUUACCAACAUCUCAUACAGGGCCACUUUCUAUGGAUUCAAGGAAGAAGACUACAUUAUAAUUUCCCAUAACUUCACUCAGCAUCCAGACAUGUUCCAAAUCACGAAUUCAUACAAUGGCUCACUUCAUCCACUUAGCUGGUCCAACAAUACGAAUGGUGACUGGUAUUUUGAAAAAGAAAAUACAACCUUAUACUAUCUGGUUUCAGGAAGAAAUACUCUGCAAUCGCGGUACGUCACUCAAAACUUGGACUCGACAAUGACUGAUGUCAAUGUGCAUCUUAAUGUUUAUCGCUGCUUUUUCAAACAUUGUAACCCGCCUCCCCCACCAACCAUGCCAUCGUACUCUACUAAUGUAUUAUUCUCAUAUCUGUUAUUUCUUAGCCUGUGGUCGAACUCUUCCUUCUGGAGACUCUCACCUGAAAACAAUUAUACAGUUCCUGCUGAAGGAGAUUCUGUAGUUAUCCCUCCAGGAACCUGGCUCGUGGUGGACACUGAUAUUCCUUCACUGAAUAAACUUACCAUCUAUGGCAUCUUAGAAUUGAAGGAUGACAUCCUAAGCAAUUCAACUCGGGCAAACUCAUCAUCCUACAUGAACAUUGUCCUGAAUGCAACUUACAUAUCAAUACAGGGAGGAAGGUUAAUCGCAGGGCAAGAGGGUAAGCCUUUCAGAGGAAAGAUACAAAUUGUCUUGAGAGGAGAUCAUUUAACACCAGACUGGCCUCUACCAAACGGACCAAAUCAAGGCUCAAAGGUAUUAGGUGUAUUUGGAGGGCUAGAUCUUCACGGCAUUGGGCAUUCAGUCUAUAAGACUAAACUGGCUCUAACUGCUCUGGCAGGAUCUACCAAUGUAACUUUGGCAGAAGCUGUUGAUUGGCAGGAUGGGGACCAGAUAGUAGUAACAACUACCAGCUAUGAUGCCCAGCAGACUGAAAUCAGAACAAUCAGCUCCAUCUCAUUUGAUGGAAUAACACUGCUAUUGGAUAGACCUCUUUCGUAUACUCACAUUUCAGAAAAGCAUGAAGUUGAAGGCACAGGACAGAGCUACAGACUGGCUGCAGAUGUGGGGCUUCUCAGCAGAAACAUCAAGAUCACUGGUCAUGAUUAUCCUGGCUGGGUAAAGGAAUCCUUUGGUGCCCGGGUACUGGUCAGCACCUUCACAAUUAAUAGGCUCAAGUAUAAAGGCUAUGCAAGAAUAAAUAACGUUGAAUUCUAUCACAGUGGACAAAAAGGUUAUGAAGAUUACUUUGACCCAAGAUAUUCAGUGGCUUUUCUCAAUCUUGGACAGAUUUCAGGAAAUGAUGCAUCUUAUAUUCGGGGAUGUGCUUUUCAUCAUGGAUUUGCUCCAGCAAUAGGAGUGUUUGGAACUGAUGGCCUUGAUGUUGAUGACAAUAUUAUACAUCACACUCUUGGUGACGGUAUCCGAUUAUGGGGCAACAGGAAUAGAGUUAGGAGGAACCUUGUGUGUCUUGCCAUGUGGUCCACAUCUUAUUUGAGCUGGAAUGCAGCGAUUGAGGUAAAUGAAGGACAUGAGGUUGUGCUGCAAGACAAUGUUGUGGCAGGGUUUCAGCGGGUUGCCUAUCGCAUUGAUGGUGAACCAUGUCCAGGUCAAAAGAAUCCAGUGGAGGUCUGGUCUAAUAAUGAAGCCCAUGGAGGAUUGUAUGGUGUGUACAUGAAUCAGGAUGGUCUCUACACAUGUUCCCUUAUCCAAGGAUUCACAAUCUGGAAAUGUUGGGAUUAUGGAAUAUAUUUCCAGACUAGCCAAUCUGUGCAGAUCUCCAGUGUGACCCUCGUUGACAAUGGGAUGGGUAUUUUCUCAAUGAUUUACAAACCAUCUGCUACCUCUCACCAGAUGUCUAACAAAACUGUUCUUAUCAAUAGUACCUUAGUGGUAGGAACUAGUCCUAAGUUCAACUGUUCUGAUGUACUGACUAGUGAUCCUAAUUUGAGUAUCACAAGGCUCGAUCGGAGCACCAGACCACCAUCAGGGGGAAGAAGUGGGAUAUGCUGGCCAACCUUCGCUUCAGCUCAGAACCAUGCUCCUGAACAUUCCCAUGCUGGUUUGAUGAGCUAUCCUGCUAUCAGUGGACUAAUGAUUGUUCAAAAUACCACAUUUGUUGGCUUCAAGGGUGUUUGUUCAGGAGAGGUGAAUGUCAUGUUUAUAACCAGCCCUUUGAAUGAAGAUCUGCAGCACCCCAUCUCAGUGGAGGGAAUCACUAUGGUAGAUAGCGAGGAGCCAGGAAAAGUAUAUAUACACAGGCCCAAUCUAAAGAAAGUGAACCCUUCAGAUUGUGUAGACAUGGACUGUGAUGCCAAGAAGAAGUCUCUGUUGAAAGACCUUGAUGGAUCCUUCCUCGGAGCCGUUGGAGCAGUGGUUCCUCAAUCAGAAUACGAGUGGAAUGGUGACAAGCGUCAUGGCCUCGGUGAUUAUCGAAUCCCUAAAGUGGUGCUGACUUACUUAAAUGGCAGUCGCAUUCCUGUCCCACAAAUCGCACCACAUCAAGGGAUAAUCCGUGACUCCAGCUGUACCUACAUGUCUGACUGGCAAAGUUACAAGUGCUUUGGGCUAAAUUACGAGAUGCUGGUUAUCGAGAGUCUCGACUCGGAUUCAGAAACCAGACGUCUGUCCCCAGUGGCUUUGCUUGCAGAUGGCUACAUUGACCUCAUUAAUGGUCCACAAGACCACGGCUGGUGCUCAGGUUAUACCUGUAGGAGAAGGAUCUCACUGUUCCAUGGAAUCGUAGCAACAAACAAGUCCUAUGAUAUAUACUUCACGAGCACUACCCCUCAGACACUUCAACUAAUGCUUCUCAACGUCAAUGACAGUAAAGCUGUACGAUUGGCAAUAUAUUACUUCACACCACAGCGUCUAGAUGUGUAUGUCAAUGAGCAAUUUGUAGCUCCUACGAAUGCAGCAUGGAAUGCCCAGCACACUGACUUCACGCUAAAGGCACCCAUCUACCCAGGACAAUAUCUUCCCCCAUUGGAUUCUACAGUUCCAGGAUCCAACUACUUUGACAGAACUUACCAGAUGCUUAAUGUUCUGGUGAGAGGCUCGACCCCUGUUAAAAUACGAACAACUCCUGUGCUUUUCAUCUCCUUUAAUUUACCUGCCAUGACGGUGGAUGAUUUCUACGAUUCUGCCUUAGCCAAUAAUCUCGCUCUUUUCCUAAACAUUCCCUCAAGUAAAAUCCGCAUCACUAAAAUUGUGCGUGAGGGAAGUCGGCGCAGGAAGCGUGCUCCGGGAAUUACGGUUGAAUUCCAAAUUGCAGAACCUCCUGUGCAGCAGCUCUCCGCAGACCAGAAUGUCACUGCUAACACCACAACCAAUCCAGACACAUUGAGUUUCUCAGGGCUGAAUGAAAUGGCGAGCAAUCUAAGUGAAGCCAUGCUGACAGGAAACAUCAGUGAAGCCCUGGGCUUUACCAUCUCUUCCAUGGGGAUCUCCACUCCCGUUCCACCUCCUGGAGAUCCAGAGUGGGAGAAGGUGGCCUCAAAGCCGGUGAAUAGGACGACAGCAAGCGAGAGCUAUGUGGCUGUAGUGGAAGCCCUGGUUGUUGUCGUACAGCCAGUCGGUGGCGAGCCAGGACAACUGCUGCUGCAACAGCCCAGUGUAAUGUCCGUGGAUUAUUAUGGUAACUGUGUGUCUGUGGGUGCGGCGUCCUGGACUUUACUGGCUGUCCUUAAGGAUGCUGAGAACAGGAAUGUUGCAGGACUCAAUGGAACAACUUGCAUCGUGUUUAGCGGCUGCUGGGCCAAUUACACAGACCUCGCUCUGGCUCAGAAUGGUACUGACUACAAACUUGAGUUUACUAUGAAGACAAUUCAGAUGCGAUCCCACUUCUUCUCUAUGGGUCAACAAAACAAUACUUCUGCCAUGCACCAACUCACGCCCUCAGGCUCGGCCUCUCUUACAGAUGAUCAAAGACAAGCUAUUAUUGCAGGAACGGUUGUGGGAGUCUGUGUCUUUGCUCUCAUUGUUGCUGUUUCUGUUAUCCUGACAAAGAGUAAAAUUUGCAAAGCAAAGAUUUCUAAUGGUUUUCACCAAUCACAACAACAACAGCAACAAGAUUACAUUUGUACAGCGCCUUUCACGUCGGGAGGAUGUCCCAAGGCACAAAGUCUUUAUGGAAAGGGAGAUGACAUUUCAGGCUGUGAUAAUCCAUCUUACACUUUACCAGGUGUUGUCAACUGAUUAAAGGUCAUGCUGUCUCUGCACUCGAUGUAACCACUGGAGAUUUCUGCAAUGAAUGAAAUGGGAAACCCUUCUAUUUUAGGACAAACAGAAUGAUUUCCACAUAUGUAUUUUCUGCUAUAGUUUGACUGCAAGCAUAUGGAAUGAAAAGAUAACUUGCUAAAGAUUUUCUAAGAUAUUUGUUUCUCUGAUAUAUUUG
Molecule: messenger RNA, 12994 nt
Organism: Callorhinchus milii (elephant shark)
Lineage: Eukaryota; Metazoa; Chordata; Chondrichthyes; Chimaeriformes; Callorhinchidae
Gene: pkhd1l1.1
Product: PKHD1 like 1, tandem duplicate 1
Exons: 79
Coding region: 1-12795 (4264 amino acids)
Source: RefSeq, a predicted model, not a curated record